CUUUCCACGGACGCGCCCGGCCAGUGUUAUUUUAAAAAUAAAACAGAAAAUUUUCGGCCAGCACUCGCUCCGCGCUCGACGGAGGUCGAAAACUUUUUUUUUCGCGUGGAGUGUUAUUUUUUUUUACGCCAGUGCUCCCUAAGGAUAAUGUUUAAAAAUAAACGCGUACGUGUGCCCCGGUGACACGGCCGAAUAGAUUUCGCGGUUUUUCUGUGGUGCUACAAUUUUGGAUUACUUUGACGCUCGGCGAAGAUGACGGAGCCGGGGGCGGUGACCCCGGACACGGAGGCGCCGGACACCGGGCAGGUGGUGCUGCCGGUGAAGAAGAAGCCCCGGGGGAAACCCCAGGUGGAGCGGCCCAAGCAGGUCCUGCUGUGCCUCUCCCUGGAAAACCCCCUGAGGAAGCUCUGCAUCAACAUUGUGGAGUGGAAACCGUUCGAGUACAUGAUCCUGACGACGAUAUUCGCCAACUGCAUCGCGCUCGCCAUCUUUACGCCCUACCCCGCCUCCGACACCAACCACACUAACCAAGUUUUAGACAAAGUGGAGUGGAUCUUCAUGGCGAUAUUCACGGGGGAGUGCGUGAUGAAGAUCAUCGCGUACGGCUUCCUGUUCCACCCGGGCGCCUACCUGCGGAACACCUGGAACAGUCUCGAUUUCACCAUCGUCACCAUCGGUGUAAUGAGUCAGCUCCUGCAGUUGAUAUCGAAGGACCUGUUUGACGUGAAGGCUCUGAGGGCUUUUCGUGUACUUCGGCCCUUGAGGCUUGUGUCUGGAGUUCCAAGUCUCCAGAUCGUGCUGAACUCGAUCCUCAAGGCGAUGGUGCCGCUGUUCCACAUCGCGUUCCUGGUGCUGUUCGUCAUCAUCAUCUACGCCAUCAUCGGUCUGGAGUUAUUCUCGGGCGUGCUGCAUCAGACCUGCUACGAUAAGAGUACUGGCCUUCCAAUGGAUGACCCGAAGCCGUGCAGCAAGGAAGCAGACGUCGGGUACCAGUGCGAUGUAGAUCAGAUCUGCAAGGGGCCGUGGGAUGGGCCAAACGAUGGCAUCACCAAUUUUGACAACAUUGGCUACUCCAUGCUCACGGUCUUCCAAUGCAUCACGCUCGAGGGCUGGACUGACAUCAUGUAUGCUAUUUCCGAUGUAAAAGGCAAUACCUGGGUCUGGAUCUACUUCGUCACGCUGGUCAUCUUUGGAAACUUCUUCGUCAUGAACCUUAUUCUUGGUGUAUUGUCUGGAGAGUUUUCAAAGGAGAGAGAAAAAGCGAAAAAUCGAGGAGACUUCCAGAAGACGAGGGAGAGGCAACAAUUUGAAGAAGACAUGAAAGGGUAUCUGGACUGGAUAACUGUAGCGGAAGAAUUAGAUCUGGAGAACGAUCCAGCGCAGAAGCAAGAAACAAAUGACAAUCAGGGGAAGAAAAAAGAACGAGAGAACGGUGACAACCAACGCAAUGACGAAAAUGGAGACAGAGAACCUUCGCAGACAGCCUGCAAAAUAUACUGCAAGCGAUUUGUUAAGGUGAAUCGGCGCAUGCGCAGGGCGUGCCGCAAGGCAGUAAAGACGCAAGCGUUCUACUGGACCAUCAUUGUACUUGUAUUCCUGAACACGCUAGUCCUAGCCACAGAACAUCACCAACAAGAGGAAUGGUUGGACGAUUUCCAGAACUACGCAAACUACUUGUUCGUGGUACUGUUUACUAUUGAAAUGGUCGUCAAAAUGUACGCUCUGGGAUUUCAGGGUUACUUCGUGUCCCUGUUCAAUCGGUUCGACUGCUUCGUCAUGGUGUGUUCGAUAGUGGAGCUGGCGCUGACACAGACAGACACCAUCCCACAACUUGGUAUAUCUGUGCUUCGUUGUGUACGACUCCUCAGAGUGUUCAAAGUCACUAAAUAUUGGCGAUCUCUCUCCAACCUCGUGGCUUCUCUCCUCAACUCUAUCCAAUCUAUCUUCUCCCUUCUUCUGUUGCUUUUCUUGUUUAUUAUGAUAUUUGCACUCCUGGGAAUGCAAGUGUUCGGAGGCAAAUUUGAUUUUGCACCAGAAGAGCCAAAAGAACGACACAAUUUCGACUCCUUCUGGCAAGCAGUACUAACGAUGUUUCAGAUCCUGACGGGCGAGGACUGGAACGUGGUUAUGUACAACGGCAUCAAUGCGUACGGUGGCGUGGGCACGCCCGGGAUGCUCGCCUCCAUCUAUUUCAUCAUCAUCUUCAUUUGCGGCAACUAUAUUUUACUGAACGUGUUCUUGGCUAUCGCCGUAGACAAUUUAGGUGAUGCAGAGGAGAUGGAUGCACAAGAAAUUAUCAAAGAGCAGGAAGACGCCGAAAAAGCAGCAGAAGCAGGCAAUCCAAAGCUUGAUGAAGAAGGCGAGGGAGAGGAUGAAUACGGAAACGAAGAAGAAUAUUCUAAUGACGACAAAAAAUAUAAGGCAUACAAGAGGGUGGCAGGGUCAGACAAGGAAUACGAAGAGACAGGUUCGGAGUUAGAGGCAGAAGAAAACGAACAGGAUGACACAGAUGAUGCCAAAAAUGCUUUGGUUGCUGCAAAUAAGAAACAGAACGGUAACGGUGACGUUAAUAAAUACGAAACAUCGGAUGGUCUGAAGAGGCAAGCCACUAUAUCCGCCAGACCGAGACGACUCUCAGAAAUUGAAGUAAAAACUCAAGAGAAACCAAUCCCCGAUGCCAGCAGUUUCUUCAUAUUUUCGAAAACAAAUCCGUUCAGAGUAAUGUGCUACAACAUUCAAAACCACUCGUGGUUUAAAAAUAUGAUUCUGCUUUGUAUUCUUGCGUCUUCUUUGAUGUUAGCAAUGGAAGACCCUGUAGGUAGUAAGGAAACAGAAAUGAGAAGUGAGAUUCUGCGCAAAGUGGACUACUUCUUUACGGCAGUAUUCACUUUGGAACUGCUGCUGAAGUUGAUCACGUAUGGAUUCAUUUUCCACAAGGACGCGUUCUGUCGAUCGGCUUUCAAUUUGUUGGACUUCCUUGUCGUAAUAGUAUCGUUUAUUUCUCUAAGUGGAUCGAGCGUGUCCGUUAUAAAGAUUUUGAGAGUGUUUAGAGUGCUGAGGCCUUUGAGAGCUAUCAACCGAGCUAAAGGCUUGAAACACGUAGUUCAGUGCGUGAUAGUCGCUAUUAAAACUAUUGGCAACAUUUUGUUGGUGACACAUCUUCUACAGUUCAUGUUCGCUGUAAUGGGGGUGCAAAUGUUCAAGGGUAAAUUUUACAGCUGCACCGACAUUACAAAAGUAACUAAAUUAGAAUGUCAAGGUUCUUAUCUUGUGUAUAAGAAUAAUAAGCCCAUGAUAGAAAAUAGGGUGUGGAUAAGAAAUAAAUUCAACUUCGACGAUGUGCUCAAUGGAAUGCUAACACUUUUCACUGUUUCAACGUUUGAAGGAUGGCCAGGACUUUUAUCAACGUCUAUGGAUUCUAAUGAAGAAAAUCAUGGCCCUAUCGAAAACUCUCGCCCACUUGUUGCAUUCUUUUAUAUAAGUUAUAUUAUUGUUAUUGCAUUUUUCAUGGUAAACAUAUUCGUAGGUUUCGUUAUAGUUACAUUCCAGAAAGAGGGUGAACAGGAGUUUAAAGAUUGCGAACUGGACAAGAAUCAGAGAAACUGUAUAGAGUUCGCUCUUAAAGCUAAGCCUAUCAGAAGGUACAUUCCAAAACAUCGCAUUCAAUAUAAGACGUGGUGGUUUGUGACGUCACAGCGGUUCGAGUACAUCAUCUUCUUCUUCAUCGUGCUGAACACGGUCGCGCUCAUGAUGAAGUAUCAUAACGCUAACCCACUCUACAAAAAGGCUCUAGAUUACUUGAACAUGGUUCUGACGAUGGUAUUCAUGAUGGAGUUUGUGUUCAAAUUGGCUGCCUUUAGAUUUAAGAAUUAUUUUGGAGAUGCGUGGAAUACGACUGACUUUAUUUUGGUGGUUGGCAGUAUAAUUGAUAUAGUGGUAACGCAAGUAAAUGAGUACAGGCUGCCGUCUGAGCUUGGAACGACGGCCAAAAGCAAAGAGGGUACUCUUCUAAAAUACAUCACGUUCUUCCGUCUCUUCCGAGCUAUGAGAUUGAUAAAACUACUAUCGAGAGGAGAACGAAUACGAACAUUACUUUGGACAUUCAUAAAAUCGUUCCAAGCGCUGCCCUAUGUAGCACUGCUCAUUGUGCUGCUCUUCUUUAUUUACGCUGUCGUUGGAAUGCAGUUGUUCGGCAGAAUUGAACUUGAUGAUGAAAUUAUCACAAGAAAUAAUAACUUCCAAACUUUUGGAGGCGCUCUGAUGGUUCUGUUUAGGUCUGCUACAGGUGAGGCAUGGCAAGAAAUUAUGAUGGCUCUUUCCCCAAAUGAUGACACGCAUCCAGGAAUACCAGUGGGUUGUAUAAAGGCAGACAAUACGGACAACAGCACACAAGUCGAUGAAGUGUGCGGGACAAGACUAGCGUUUCCGUAUUUUAUAUCGUUCUCUCUACUUUGUACUUUCUUGAUUAUCAAUUUGUUUGUGGCUGUCAUCAUGGAUAACUUUGACUAUCUUACUCGGGAUUGGUCAAUUCUGGGACCGCAUCAUCUUGAUGAGUUUGUAAGGUUAUGGAGUGAAUACGAUCCAGAUGCCAAAGGAAGAAUCAAACAUUUGGAUGUGGUCAAUUUGUUGAGAAAAAUAAGUCCGCCUCUAGGUUUCGGUAAGCUCUGCCCCCACAGGACUGCCUGUAAAAGACUCGUCUCGAUGAACAUGCCUCUCAACUCUGAUGGUACUGUUAACUUCAACGCAACAUUAUUUGCCGUCGUCAGAACUCAGCUGCAGAUCAAAACAACAGGUUUCAUAGAUCAAUGCAACUUGGAAUUGAGGGAUAUAAUUAAAAAAGUAUGGAAGAGGACUUCACCGAAAUUAUUGGACCAAGUGGUACCCCCACCUGGUGAUCCAAACGAGAUCACCGUCGGAAAGUUCUACGCCACGUUCCUCAUUCAAGACUACUUUAGAAGGAACCACGCAUUCCGUAAGAAGAAAGAAGAAGAGGGAAAGAAGGUCGUGCAAACAACUUUACAAGCGGGCAUGCGGAAGAUGGUGGAUACUGGCCCAGAGCUGAAGAGGACCAUCUCCGGGAAUCUGGAUGAAGUGUCUCCGGAGACAGUCGAACCCAUGCAUAGACGAAACCACUCCCUGUUCGGCGCUGUUUGGACAAGCUUCAAGAAGGGCCGAGAUCCUCGUCCUCCGCCAAAGCCUAAGUCAACGGCUAGCAAAGACAGUCAGUCCCUGAGCUGGAUGAUGCAGAGAGAGCUGGGCAUGGACGGUAAAAUAAACGAGGAAGCCGGGAAAUACGAUCAAGGUGAUGACAAUGAUAUUGACGAAGAAAUCGCGAUGCAACCCCUACUGCACGGCAAGGACUCUGAAAGGAUAUUCAGAGUUAUAGAAAAAACUUCCAACGAUCUUAUGCAGAGUAUGAGAAACAACUAUCGUGACAAAAUGCCCCGUCGCAACAACGUGCCUUACUGUGUAGAAAAUCCAGCGGAGAAUCUGAUUACUCGAGUGCUGAUGGAGCAGGGUCUGGGCAAGUACUGUGACAAAGAGUUCGUGGAGAGCACCUCGCGGGAAAUGCAGGAGGCGCUCGACCUCACGCAGGAGGAGAUGGACACCGCCGCGAACCAGAUCAUCCUGCAGGACCGCAAGAUGACCGAGCAUCGGAACAUCACCGCCGACGUGCAACAGCUGCUGUCUCGCCAGUACCAUCCCUUCCACCACCCUCCCAUGCAGCCGCCGCGGAAGACAUAGCAUCCACUAGCUCAUCUUCUGGCCUAACUUCCGCCUAGGCGCUUGACAUCGCCUAGGCCAGCCCUACAGGUACCGUAGGGAUUGAAGAGUUUUUAGCUUUGUUUGCUGUUUUGAGGUGAUGACAUGCUAUGACAUGUAGUUUUUGAAUGACAUGACAUUGUCAUAAUUGACGUCAGAAUUGACGUUGUCGUGAUUACGACUUUAUUUUGUAUGACGUUGUUAUGAUUAUGACUUUUUUUUGUAUGACGUGGUCAUGAUUAUGAAAUUUAGAUUUUGUUUAACAUUGUCAAAAUUAUGGCAUGUAGCUUUUGUAUGAUGUUGUCAUGAUUAAGAUUUAUGACAUUUAGGUUUUGUAAGACAUGUUUUUUUUUCGUAACAUGUAGGUAACGGGCAAUAAAAAUGCAUCCGUCCUUUCGAAGGGGCUAGUCUGCUCUAUAAAUCUUUUGAUUUGUUCAAAAUUAUCACUCAAUUAUAAACUUAAAGUAUUUUGCUAAAGUUUUAAGAAGAUUUUGAUAGCCAUCAAUGAUACCACUUACAGUUUUUCUGCUUAUGUCAUACAAUUUUUAUAACCAUUCAGAUGAUCAUGGCAUUUUUUAGACAUAGCCCCUAAAUGGUAACAAACUUCCAAGCCACUCAAAAAGGUAAUAAGGGUAAUGUAACGAAUAGUGCUUUGUAAAAAUGUAUCGAGAGUUCUGAUGCUUGCUAUAUUUUGUAUUGUACAUAAUAUUUUGUGAAUAAAAA
Messenger RNA from Aricia agestis (brown argus), 6486 nucleotides. RefSeq names its product muscle calcium channel subunit alpha-1-like. Gene Ontology annotation, molecular function: high voltage-gated calcium channel activity. NCBI's taxonomy places the organism in Eukaryota, Metazoa, Arthropoda, Insecta, Lepidoptera, Lycaenidae. The record is from RefSeq and is a predicted model, not a curated record. Gene Ontology annotation, biological process: calcium ion import across plasma membrane. The transcript is spliced from 49 exons. The coding region runs from base 253 to 5745 and encodes 1830 amino acids. Gene Ontology annotation, cellular component: membrane; voltage-gated calcium channel complex.